Notolabrus celidotus (New Zealand spotty) is the source of this 1199-nucleotide messenger RNA. RefSeq names its product ankyrin repeat domain-containing protein 1-like. Lineage: Eukaryota; Metazoa; Chordata; Actinopteri; Labriformes; Labridae. Gene Ontology annotation, molecular function: protein binding. The record is from RefSeq and is a predicted model, not a curated record. The transcript is spliced from 10 exons. Bases 1 to 1059 code for a protein of 352 amino acids.
AUGUAUGAACGGGAAGGGAACGGCGUACUCACUCACCCAGGUCGAACGGUCUCCAACGUUAAUCAGUCCGAUCCCGGUCCAACCCCGGUCCAACCCUGGUCCUAUCCCGGUCCGACCCCGGUCCUGGAGAAAACUCCACUCUCUGCAGUGGAGGAAGAAGGGUCUGCUCCUCCUCUCGGUGGAACUGAAGAAAAGUCCCGCCCGCUCUCAGUCAUGGCCGUGAAGGACGGUCCAGGACCAAAGCUGGAAGGCACAGCUGGAGGGAAACCUCGGCAGGGGGAGAACUACGAGUCAUCGGUCUCUCAGGAGAAAAAAGACUCCGAUGAUCCGAUCAGUAUUAAGACAGAUAAGUCGGGCCGUCUCCUGCUUGAGUCUCCGGCUGAUCUUCAGAAUCUUCUUCUGCUGAGGAAAACAAAGAGAGAGCAGAAAGCUGCGAUGAGGAAACCUGCAGCGCCCCCUGCUGUCCAGAUGGUGCCAUAUUAUGUUGAUGAGGAAGAUUUCUUUAAAGCCUGCGAUCACAAUCAGCUGCAGGUGAUUGAGAGGUACCUGUCAACAGGUGGAGACGUGGACGCCUGUGACACGUUUAAGCGUUCAGGACUGCACAGAGCGUCCUCUAAAGGUCACACAGAGGUCAUCUGUAAACUGAUCCAAGCCGGAGCAAACGUUCACCUGAGAGACAAGCUCUGGUCCACGUGUCUUCACUCCGUGUGUCGAGGAGGAAAUCAGUGUGCACUCAAACUGCUGCUGAACCACGGGGCUGACAUCACUGCCAAAGACAAGCUUGACAGCACCCCGCUUCAUGUCUCUGUGAGGACCGGACAUCAAGAUUGUGUCGAACAUCUGAUUCAAUGUGGAGCUGAAAUUAAUACACAGGACAGAGAAGGUGACUCUCCUCUUCAUGAUGCUGUUCGUCUUAAUAGAUGUAAAAUUGUUCAGCUGUUGUUGGAGCACGGAGCAGACACUCGCAUCACCAACCAGGACGGCUGCUGUCCCAUGGACGGGGUGCUGGAGUGGCAGAAUGAAACAAAGUCUCUUCUGAGCGACCAGAAAAGGAAGUGAAGACUCAUUUGUUCUUCAUCUCUGGGUGAAACAGAAACACGUCGAUAUAUUACAGAUAUAAAUACAGAUAUCUGUUGUAUACAUGUUGAAGUUAUAUAUCUGUGUUCAUGGAUAAAGCUCAAUAAAUCUGAACAGGUCAA